Molecule: messenger RNA, 1327 nt
Organism: Durio zibethinus
Lineage: Eukaryota; Viridiplantae; Streptophyta; Magnoliopsida; Malvales; Malvaceae
Source: RefSeq, a predicted model, not a curated record
AAACUUCUAAUUUAUCGGCAGCAUUUUCAUUUGUUCAAUUGAAAGAGGGUUACUAACUAACUGUAAUAACUGAACCAAUCUGCACUUUUGGAUCGACAUUAGAAUCAAGCGCCAGUAAACAGGAGAACUGAAGAGGGAGGGAUCCGAAUGACGGAUCCGAAUCUGGAUCUACAAGAAUCGGGCUGGGAGGAACUGAGGAAAGAAGCUCGAAAGAUCGAAGGUGAUCUCGAUGUCAAACUCUCUUCUUAUGCUAAGAUCGGUGCUAGGUUCACUCAAGGAGGUUAUGUAGAUACUGGUUCGCCGGCGGUUGGGUCAAGCAGGUCAUGGAAGUCUAUGGAAAUGGAAAUUCAAUCGUUGCUUGAGAAACUGCUGGACACAAAUGAUGCCAUGAGUAGAUGUGCUGCAUCUGCUGCACCAACUACUUCUGUAACCCAGAAGCUUGCAAGGCAUAGAGACAUACUACAUGAGUUUAAUCAGGAAUUUAGAAGAAUCAAGGGAAACAUAAAUUCAAUGAGGGAACACGUAGAGCUUCUGAGUUCUGUCAAGGAUGAUAUCAGUGAGUACAAGGCAUCUGGGAGUUUGUCACCAAGAAUGCAGUUACUCAGAGAGCGAGCUGCCAUCCACGGAAGCAUUGCUCAUAUAGAUGAUGUGAUUAGUCAAGCUCAAACGACAAGGGCAGUCUUGGGCUCUCAAAGAGCUCUGUUUGGAGACGUUCAAGGGAAAGUAAAACUUCUAAGUGACAAGUUUCCCGUCAUCCGCGGCUUACUUGGUUCCAUCAGAAGGAGGCGAUCAAGAGACACUCUUAUUCUGUCAGCAGUAAUUGCUGCUUGUACGUUGUUUCUUAUUAUCUAUUGGCUCUCAAAGUAACUAUUAGAGAUGUGAUUUAUGAAUACACAAACAGUGAAAGCAGUUGUGUUUUGGCGAGAGAAUUUUGCUUAUGAUUUGUUAGAACAGAUCAGAUUUCUCUGUAGCUAAACCUGAGGUACCUUUGUUUUGGUGCCAUUACAUAGAAAAUCUCAUUUUGUUUCAUAUGCAAAUAUUUCUCUUACAUUGCUCCAACGCAGGUUUGAUGUCGGGCAAUUUCAGUUUGUGGUCACACAGGGUCUGGUCUAAUUUUUAGUUUUUAGCUGCCUUGCUGCAAAUGGCCUUGUGGCCUGUUUGUGGGUGCCUUUAAUUUCCGCUGAUGCUAGCUUUGCUUGCGGGCUUGAUCUGUUGUUGUCUAUGAGUCGUUGGAUUUUGUUCAUUGCAUCAAAACUCUUUUAAUUAAGGGUUAAUGAUAUGAAUGAUUUUUAAUCUAUAUCAAAAUGUUCAAUGCAGUAUUUAAAUU